Messenger RNA from Naegleria gruberi, 1128 nucleotides. RefSeq lists its product as uncharacterized. NCBI's taxonomy places the organism in Eukaryota, Heterolobosea, Eutetramitea, Acrasida, Naegleriidae. The transcript has a single exon. Bases 1 to 1128 code for a protein of 375 amino acids. The record is from RefSeq and is a predicted model, not a curated record.
AUGAAAAAAGUUCAAUCUUCCGAUUUAAGCCCCAAAACAACGUCAUCGAAUCGAUACAGUGAUGCUGAUGAUGAUAAUAAUUAUAUGGUGAACCAUCCAUUCUAUUCUCGUGAAAAGCAAAGUAGUAGCAGUGGAAGUAGUAGUAACAAUAAUAACAACAAUAACAAUGGAAAUGAUUUGGAUAGGAGAAAAACAACUCCAAGAAAAUCUUCUGAUCGGUCGAGUACAGACAAUAGUACAAGUACAGAAUUUAGUCAAAUAUCACAUUAUAAUAAUUUAAAAUUUAGACAAAAACAAUUGAAUGAAUAUACAGUGAAUAAUGACAUUAUUCCGAACGUAUCACAUUUAAAUAUUUUGUUGAUUGGAGAAAAAGGAGCAGGAAAGAGUAGUUUGAUUAGUACAUUUCAUCGUUCCCUUCAUGAAAAUUAUGGUGAAGCACCAAUAGCAGUAAUUGGAGAAAAUCGUGCAUCAGCGUUUACAAAGAAAAAGAAAGGUUAUGCUGUCAAUUUACCAAAAUCAAUAUUUGCUCAUGAUACAAGGGGAUUGGAAACCUUCUUGAAAUUAGAAUUGGAACAAGUAAGAGCUAUGAGGGAUGGUAAAAUAGGAGAUGAUGUAGAAGUGAAACAAAAGGCGAGUUGGUCUCUAUGGGACUAUUUAUUUUCAAUGUUGAGUAGAAAUCCUGCUGCAAUUCUAGAUCCAGAUUGUCUUGUAAAUAAUACUACUGUUCAGGAUAUUCCUCAUGCUGUGAUAUUUGUCGUUCCUGCAAAUCAAAGGAAUGUACCAAGUGAAUUGGAGGAUUUUGUAAAUUUAUUCUUGGAAUAUGGAUACAAACCAUUAUUUGCUGUCACAAAAAUUGAUGCUCAUGGAAGUGGAGACUUAUAUGCAGCAACUCAUUUGUACGAUACUAAAAAGACUCAACUGGUGCAAAUGUUUGAAUUGGAAUAUACAGAUGUUCAUGCAAUUCAAAACUAUACAGAAUGGGAUCAAAAGAAUGUUAGCAUUGAAAGCAUGGCUCUCGAUUUAUUACAGAAAGCAGUGACAAGAGCAGAGGGUUUCAUUCAACAACAUAUGGACAAUGAAAAAGACAAACAAAGUGCUGGUCUCAUCUCCAAAUGCGAAAUCCAAUAA